Molecule: messenger RNA, 1284 nt
Organism: Corylus avellana
Lineage: Eukaryota; Viridiplantae; Streptophyta; Magnoliopsida; Fagales; Betulaceae
Source: RefSeq, a predicted model, not a curated record
GACAAGGCAGUACCAGCACUUGUGGACCUUGCAGAGAUAUCAGCUCUAGGUGAUCACAAGAAGCUUGGUGAUUCCAUUGUAAAUGUUCUUCAGGAAUGCAUUCAAUCACAAGGGAGUGGACGUAACUCUGUCAGCAACCGCACAAAAGAACAGAUUGAGGAACUACUUAACUCUAGGCAGAGAUUGAAGUGGGAAAAGAGUAUGCCAAAAGAGGAUCUCCACAUUAAACAGGCAGCAGCACUAGUGGUGAAGCUUGAAGGAAAUUCCCUGUUUUCAUCAGGAAAUAUAUCUGGAGCUGCAUCAAAGUACUCAGAAGCACUGGCAUUAUGUCCAAUGAGAUCCAAAAAAGAGAGAGUGGUUUUGUACAGUAAUCGUGCCCAGUGUCAUCUUCUGUUGCAACAACCCUUGGCUGCCAUAAGUGAUGCUACACGUGCUCUCUGUCUUCACAACCCUCUUAACCGUCAUGCCAAAAGCCUGUGGAGGAGAGCUCAGGCAUAUGACAUGCUGGGAUUAGCUAAGGAGAGCUUGUUAGAUGCAAUUCUGUUCAUAAAUGAGUGCUCUCAGUCAAAUGACCCUGAUCUUUCAUUGAGGCAGAAUAAGGUUCCUGACUAUGCUGAACGAUUAGUGAAGAAGCAGAUGCGUGCAGCUUGGUUAUUUAGGGAGGCAGCUAUCAAACUUGGGGGUGUCCACUGUGAUGGUGAUGCUGGUGACAUCUAUGGCCAUGAGACUGAUGAUUCUGAGUGGGAGACUGCUAGUGAAAGUGAUAUAGGAAAUGAUGGAAGGGAUGAGAUGGGUGAUGAUGAUGAUGACAGUGAAUGGAAGAAUGAGGAUGAGAGGAAAGAUAAAUAUGAUAAACCCUCGAUUAAAGUGUUGGAACCUUGAUAUGGAACAGACAUAAAGCAUGGAUACAACUUGCAGCUUGCAGAGGAUGAACCAUAAAGUGAGCCAUCAUUCCAUGGAAACACUUAUUGUCACAGAACAAGGCCAUGAAUUUAGCAGCUUUGGGUAAAGUGAUUCCAUGUUCAGCUGGGUGAAGAGAUUUCGGCUGCCACCUCGAUACAGUAGUGAUCGUGUCUUCUGUCCCAUAUCAAGCAGGUUGGAAAGGAAUCUGCUUUUGGUCAUUGUGUUUGACAGUUAAAACAUUGCUUUGUCUUUCUUCUUCAUUGUUAUAAUUUUUUUUUACCAAUUUUUCAUGUUAAAUUCAACUGUAGAAAAAUGAUAAGAUUUUUGAGAGUGAUUUAAGAGGAUUGUAUAUAUGAAACCUUGGGGGCUUAUUAUUGACUU